GGUUCGACGAACAGUUUUCUCUGAUAGUGAAACUGAGGAGGCUGAGAUCGCCGAAGAAGAACCGAGACAAACUAGAUCUAGUUCAAAGAGGGCACGUCGAUCUGCAACUGAAGAAAUUAAUGGUUUUCCAGACGAAAUGUCUUUUGAUGAAGAUAACUAUUUUGAUGACGAUGAUUUUGGCAGAGAAUCAGCGGAAGAAUUGGAAAGAACGAAAUUAAGGAGGAAAAGUUCAACUGGGGUAACAGCGGAGUCUAGUGUCAUCGAAUCAAUAGAAUUAUUGGAUUUUAUGUGUCAUAAAUUUCUUAAAGUUAAUUUCGGUCCAAAAAUAAAUUUCAUUAUUGGGCAUAAUGGAAGUGGUAAAAGCGCCAUUUUAACGGGAAUCACGGUUUGUCUCGGAGGUAAGGCUAAUGUGACGAAUCGUGCGUCAAACUUAAAAUCUCUGAUUCGUGAAGGCGCAAGUGUUGCACAAGUAACUUUGAAAUUACGGAAUCGAGGUGCUGAUGCGUACCGUCAUGAAGUUUAUGGCGAUUCCAUUAUUAUUGAGCGUAGGAUUAGUCGAGACGGUAGUAAUGGUUAUAAAAUCAAGACUAGUGGUGGGAAGGUGGUUUCUGGAAAACGAGAAGAAUUAAACGCUAUUUUAGAUCAUAUGGCAAUUCAAGUGGACAAUCCUAUGAAUGUUUUAUCACAAGAUACUGCACGUCAAUUUUUACACUCUUCAAGUCCAGAAGAUAAUGAAGAUUAUGAAUUAAUACGUGAAAGUAUCGAAACGACACAAAAUAUUAUAAAACAUAAAAAAGAAGUACUGCCAGAUCUACUUAGGGCAGCUAAAGAUGCAGAGGCAAGAUAUAAAGAUAUGCAAAAAGCCCGUGAACUUGAGUUAACAGUUGCUGGCCUGAAGGAUCAAAUGGCCUGGGCUCAAGUUGAAGAAAAAGAACAGGAAGUUGCAGAAGCAGAAGCAAACUUGCUAAAAGCUAGAAGACGACUACCAACCGUUCAAGCGCGUCUAGACCAAGAACAAGCAAAAUUUGAUGAAAUCAACUUGGUUAUUUCGGAAUUAGAACAGAGGCUUCAUGAACACGCUACUAUUACUCAACCUUUGCAAAACAGGAAAAAAGAAUUACAGAUGCAAGUGAAAGAGAAAGCGAAGCAAUUACGCGAGAUUCAUAAAGAGGAAAGAGAAAUAAAUGACUUUAUUAAAAAUUUGAAACACUCA
Molecule: messenger RNA, 1213 nt
Organism: Dentiscutata heterogama
Lineage: Eukaryota; Fungi; Glomeromycota; Glomeromycetes; Diversisporales; Gigasporaceae
Source: the annotation of a GenBank genome assembly